AUGAUCAAUCAAACCACGAACUUAUUCAGCUAAUUAGCUAAUCAAUAUUUGAAAGGCGAAAUCGAACAAGAUGUGAUUACAGAUCCAGAGAUCCAAAAGGUUGUACAUGGUCUCCAAAAGAAAAGCGAGACAACCAAAAGCAAAACAUUAUCAGAACUCAAAAGUCUAUUACCAAAUAAAUCAUAUGAAUUCUUCGAUUAAUUUACACCUACAUUUGUAAAUAUAUAUAGAAGAUAUGUUGAUAAUGAGUAUGAAAGAAGAGUUUUAGAAUUGGCCAAUUAAGUUUUAUCCAUAAUUUGUGAAUAUGGAAAAAAGUCAUUAUCCAAGAAGUUCAAGACAUUGUUCCCAUAAUGGUUUAUUAUGAUCAAUGAUUACAAUUCAGAAGUACAAAUCUACUCCAAACAUUAAUUAGAUCUCAACAGCUGCUUUGAAUGCCUUUUAAAUUGCUUUCCCAACUAAAGAAAAAUAAACAUAAGCUAUCAAAAUGUGCAGUGAUCAAUACAUAGUCGACUUAAAGUUGUACCUAUCCCUUUCAAUUGCUACAAUCAAAUAAGAAUCCAAUUUAGAAGAUGAAAAGGUUGAUCAUAUCUAUGAGAGAUUGAAAGUAUCAGCAAUUAAUUCUAUUAAAACAGCUAUAUAAUGGAAUCCUGACAAUAACUUCNCAUUUCAUUUUAAGUAUUAUUAAAUACAGUGA
Paramecium octaurelia is the source of this 694-nucleotide messenger RNA. NCBI's taxonomy places the organism in Eukaryota, Ciliophora, Oligohymenophorea, Peniculida, Parameciidae. The record is from the annotation of a GenBank genome assembly.